Messenger RNA from Chinchilla lanigera (long-tailed chinchilla), 5113 nucleotides. RefSeq names its product leucine zipper, putative tumor suppressor 1 (gene Lzts1). Gene Ontology annotation, biological process: regulation of synaptic plasticity; regulation of dendrite morphogenesis. Gene Ontology annotation, cellular component: dendritic spine. The transcript has 6 exons. The record is from RefSeq and is a predicted model, not a curated record. The coding region runs from base 544 to 2364 and encodes 606 amino acids. NCBI's taxonomy places the organism in Eukaryota, Metazoa, Chordata, Mammalia, Rodentia, Chinchillidae.
GAGGCUGGCGCGCCGCGAACGGGCGGGCUGCGGGCGGCUGCGGACCGCGGGGAGGCGGAAAGUUUCUCCGCCCGCCUCAUCCAGCGAGCCAGCGCCGGAGAACUGCGGGCCCAGCCCGGCCCAGCAGCUCUGCAAAAAGAGAGGAUCGCACAGCAAAAUAAACAGAAAAAAAAAAAAAAACUAAAACCCAAGCCAGCGGCCAGGCGCUGGGGCCAGACAGGGUUUAUGCACUCCCAGCCCCGAAUCUGAUCUCCAGGACCUAAGUGCUGAGUGACAUUGGUGUCGGAGAAUGCAAGGCUCUGGGCUAAAGAGUGAGGCUACAAAGAUGACUAAGGUGCUGACCAAGAAAGAACCUGUGGUUAAGCAGCUUGUAGACGAAGUGAUGGAAAAUAUUGCAGUGAGAUUUAAUACUAUCCAGUCUAUGGCUGUCCAUGCUCCGUGAGGGUUUUGCUAUGACUGCAGGCCCCUUGCAAAGUCAGGUCUGCCCCUCACUGCCACAGCCACCCCAGGCCCUCGCGUCUCGGUCUCUGCAUCAUUCUCACCAUGGGCAGUGUCAGCAGCCUCAUCUCCGGCCAUGGCUUCCACAGCAAGCACUGCCGGGCCUCACAGUACAAGCUGCGCAAGUCCUCCCACCUCAAGAAGCUCAACCGCUACUCGGACGGGCUGCUGAGGUUUGGCUUCUCCCAGGACUCUGGUCAUGGCAAGUCCAGCUCCAAAAUGGGCAAGAGCGAAGACUUCUUCUACAUCAAGGUCAGCCAGAAGGCCCGGGGCUCCCACCGCCCGGACUACACAGCGCUGUCUAGUGGGGACGUAGGGGGCCCGGCCGGGGUGGACUUUGACCCAUCCACACCACCCAAGCUCAUGCCCUUCUCCAACCAGCUGGACAUGGGCUCAGAGAAAGGCCCAGUGAGGCCCACAGCCUUCAAGCCGGUGCUGCCGCGGUCGGGGGCCGUCCUGCACUCUUCCCCUGAGAGUGCCAGCCACCAGCUGCACCCGGUCCCUCCAGACAAGCCCAAGGAUCAGGAGGCGAAGCCGGGCCUGUGCUCCGGGGCGCUGUCUGACUCCGGCCGCAACUCCAUGUCCAGCCUGCCCACACACAGCACCAGCAGCAGCUACCAGCUGGACCCGCUGGUCACGCCCGUGGGGCCCGCUAGCCGUUUUGGGGGCUCAGCCCACAACAUCAUGCAGGGCAUCCUCCUGCAGGACAGCAACAUGACGAGCCUGAAGGCUCUGUCGUUCUCUGACGGGGGCAGCAAGCUGGCGCACGCGGGCAAGGUGGACAAGAGCGCCUCGUGCGUGCGCUCCCCUAUCUCCACGGACGAGUGCACCAUCCAGGAGCUGGAGCAGAAGCUGCUGCAGAGGGAGGGAGGGCUGCAGAAGCUGCAGCGGAGCUUCGACGAGAAGGAGUUUGCCUCCAGCCAGGCCUUCGAGGAGCGGGUGCGGCGCAGCAGGGACGAGCAGGACGGCCCUGAGCCCAAGGGUGGUGGCGGGAAGCUGAAGCAGGCAGCGUCGCAGAAGAGCCAGCGCACACAGCAGGUCCUGCACCUGCAGGUGCUGCAGCUGCAGCAGGAGAAGCGACAGCUGCGGCAGGAGCUCGAGAGCCUCAUGAAGGAGCAGGACCUGCUGGAGACCAAGCUCCGGUCGUAUGAGCGGGAGAAGACCAACUUUGCGCCAGCCCUGGAAGAGACCCAGUGGGAGGUGUGCCAGAAGUCAGGCGAGAUCUCUCUCCUGAAGCAGCAGCUCAAGGAGUCCCAGACCGAGGUGAACGCCAAGGCCAGCGAGAUCCUCAGUCUGAAGGCACAGCUGAAGGACACCCGGGGCAAGCUGGAGGGCAUGGAGCUGAGGACGCAGGACCUGGAGGGCGCCCUGCGCACCAAGGGCCUGGAGCUGGAGGUGUGCGAGAACGAGCUGCAGCGCAAGAAGAACGAGUCCGAGCUGCUGCGGGAGAAGGUGAAUCUCCUGGAGCAAGAGCUGCUGGAGCUGCGGGCCCAGGCUGCCCUGCAGCGGGAGAGCGCAUCCCUGGGGGCUGGGCUGGGAGCUGUGCCCACCUUCUCUGAGGACAUCCCUGCCCUGCAAAGGGAGCUGGAGCGGCUGCGGGCCGAGCUGAAGGAGGAGCGGCAAGGCCACGACCAGAUGUCCUCGGGCUUCCAGCACGAGCGGCUGGUGUGGAAGGAGGAGAAGGAGAAGGUGAUUCAGUACCAGAAGCAGCUGCAGCAGAGCUACCUGGCCAUGUACCAGCGCAACCAGCGCCUGGAGAAGGCCCUGCAGCAGCUGACCCGCGGGGACGGGGCCGGGCAGUCCUUUGAGAUUGACCUGGAAGGGGCUGACAUCCCCUAUGAGGACAUCAUAGCCACGGAGAUCUGAGGGGGCCACCUGGGGGAGGGAGGACUGGGGACCUGGAGGCGAGGGGGCGGGGGCCAGGCCGCUCAAGGAGCCUCCCCCCUCCCCCUCGCCCGCCAGCUCUCCUCCACAACAGCGCGGGCCUCCUGGGCACAGACCCAGGAGCUGCCAGGGGUGGGCAGGGGUCACUACAUUGCCUCCUUCCCCGACCCCACCUCAGCCACUCUGCAGAGCAGUGGACUUGGUGAUUCCCCAGCUCUCCAGAAGACCGGCACAGGAUAAGACCGGCACAGGAUGUGGGCCGGUUAAGGGAUCCCUGAGCCUUGGCCUCUGCUCCAGUGGGAGAGACCCUCCGCCAUGAAACGGGCUGCCAGCCCUGAAGGCCAAAUGGCCAUGCCAAGGACGGAAGCCCCCUUCCAUGUCUCAUCCCCAAGCCCCCUUCCCCCCGGACACUUUAGGAUGCCUUGGGAAUAGAGGAAAGCCAUGCAUGCCCAGAAGCCUUGGUCUGUCCCCCUGACCUGAGCCCUGCUCCUCUGGUCCAGAAGGCGUAGGGGUCGGAUGAGGUGUGGGAAGUGGCCGGGGUGCAGAGGGGCUGCGUCAUGAGUGCCUGAGGAAGAUUAGUGGGGUCUGACCUCUAAUUGAACUGUGCAGCCCCUGAACAGCCGGUAGCAUUUGCCUCGGCGACCAUUCCUUUCAAAGCCAUAGACACAGAGGCCCUGGGGUGUGGUGCUGGGACAGCGACACGGAGGACCUGGCCUUCCAGCUGGCCCCGGGGAGCCUCCUAAGUGCCCCGCCUAGAGCAGAGGCAGGGAUCCUCUGGCCCACGGCCACACUGCAAGGUCUUCCCAGACGUUGGAGUUCUGCACUGCUGCAGAAGGACCCUGUCUACUCCGAGGGUGGCUUGUGAGCUGGGGGUUUCCUUCUUCGCCUGUGGCCCAAGUCAGUGUCCUCUCCCCAUGACCUCUUUAGCACUGAGUAGACAGGUCAAGAUGGGUCCCCGGGUCUGGACAGGUGCCCAAGGUGCCUGGGCAUAGGGAGGUGUGUACAUCCCCCCCGAGCCUUAUGGACAGCCAGGGCCACCACUGCCCUUGCUCCACCUUGCGCCCCACAGGAUCCCCAGACUAUGAUUCCCUGCUGAGAGCAGCGGCCAUCCAGGGACACAGCCAAUGCCCAUGGGAAGCUGGGCUUUCUCUUGAAAUGUCCAGAGCAAGAGAGCAAACAGCAGACUUUCUCAGCUGCUUGGUUCAGAGGAUUUUCUUUCUUUUCUUUCUUCUUCCCUUUCUAGUCUUCCCAGAAGCAAGCCAGAUCUAGCAGGCAGCCAGGCUGUUCCACAUUCUAUUUUUGACAUAGCUGCAGCUGCUGCUGGCAGGACAACCAGCCCUUGCUGGAUUCCUGCUCCUCACGCCUGCGGAGAGGGGCCAGGGUGGCGGAGAGAUGAGCACGCCAGAGUCUGGGUACUUGACAUCCGAGCACAGGCUCCAGUUCUGGCUUCCUUCUGCACACUGGUCUUUGAACCCGGCAGGAGCGGGGCUGCUCCCCUGCAACCCGCGCCUGGCCCUGCCCUGAGCAUGGUGCCUUCCCCAUGGCCCACGCCACCUUUAUUCUCUGGGUUAGACGGUGCCUGUCUUGCUGUGCUCCUGUGACAGGUGUCCCCUGGAAUCUCAAACCACUGCUUUUAGUCUCCGGCUGGAUUGAAACCUGGAAUUUCCAGGCUCAAGGGCCCCUCCCUGUCCCCUCCACUGAGGCCUUCCUCCCAGUGAGACUGCCCCGCGUAGAGUGAGAACGGACCUGGCCGCCCCUCCUUGGGCUGGGGCCCCCCACCAGGAGCAGGCAGGGCAGGGCAGGGCAGGGGUCAGGCUCACCCACCCAGAGCUCAGUCUUCCCUUCCCAUGGCCCUGUGGCCCUACCUGUCUCAGACACAUCCACCUGCCCAGGCCUUGGCCACCCUCCGAGAUGGCAAGGCAGAUACCCUUGCUGGGCUGCCACCAGCCCCAGGCCCCAGGGCAGCUGAAGGUGUCCCCAGAAUGCGAGUGUGCUGCGGCCUCCCCUCCUGCGGGUUCCUUCCUUCCUGUUCUUGGACCUUGCCUCUGAAGGAAGGCUAUUGGCAGCAGGGGCCAAGCAGGGCUGGGGUGACCGAGCUCGGGGAGGCAUCCUGGGGGUGCUUGCUCCUUUAGACUCACACUAUCUGCUCCCCAAAAAGGUCCCAGGCCUGAUAGUGCCCCAGUUCUCAAAGACAGCAUCAGUCAGCAGCCCCUCUGCAAGGCGGGCUCACCUCGGAUGUCAGAAAGACCAGACCCACGGGCGCCUCAUGGAGUGGGGGGUGAACCCCCGGCCAGGCACACUCAGCGCCCACGGCACGGAGCUCAGGCAUUCGCUGAGCCACCGUGUGUCCCUGACCCCAGCCUGGGCCAUCUCUUAAGAGACAGAGCUGCCCAAGAGGAAGCCAGGCUGGGCCAUGGGAGCAGCCUUGGGCCAGGGAUUCCCUGUGGCCCUUCCCUACGAGCCCGUGAGCCCUGGCUGGUGACACCUGCUGUGCGCCUGGCAGGUUGCCCUCUGCUGUCUGUGGCAAAGCUGGCUUUGGUGGACCGACACUCGGAAAACUCUGUACAUAGUUAUUUUCCUCUCCGUUGUUUCGGGUUUGCUUUGCAUUGCUUUCGAUGACUUCAUCUUAUUUUAUUUUUGAUGUCACUUUUUGGUCCUGUAAACUAUUUCUGGUAAUGUUGUGUUCUUAUUUAUGAAUAAAGAAUGCCAUUUCUCAUGCCUUUCAUAGCCA